Molecule: messenger RNA, 1593 nt
Organism: Echinostoma caproni
Lineage: Eukaryota; Metazoa; Platyhelminthes; Trematoda; Plagiorchiida; Echinostomatidae
Source: the annotation of a GenBank genome assembly
AUGAGCGAAGUUGAGAUUAAGAGUGGAACCACCGAUCACCUUCAGACCCGUCUUAUUCAGUUGCAGAAACAAGUGAAUGCGCAGGCCCAGCGCAUUGCUGAACUGGAAGCAAAAAGAAAACACCCUCUCAACGCGGUCUUAGGUAACGUGGCAAGCCUAGAUAAGCUGGAUCUCUUGGCCGAGGUGUCAAAACAACAGUUUCAGAUAGCCAACUUGGAAAACGCCAAUCGAGAAUUAGAAAUGCAAGUGGAACGUCUGAAGGCAAGCUUCCUCUUUGUAUCUGUGCUAAUACUUCUGUUCAGCUCCAAAGCAUUAUGUCAACUCGGAAUCCCUCCAACAUCCAGUUCACGUUAUAACCCUCUGUACAACCACAAGAGUCUAGCUAAUUCUCGCUCAUAUAUGCUUUCUCCUACUCUGAAUUCAACAAGCCCUCAACCACCAGCCGAACAUAGCUGUCUAGACCCCAUUGGAAGAACAUUACAGAAUGAGGAUACGCAAUAUUUCCGUCCUAGCCUAAUCGGUGGAGGUCAGUUCAAAUCAGUUAGUCUUAAUGAGCUUCGACAUCAUCGUGUGCCUCAAAUUGAGGGCACUUUACUGCAUCGUAUUCCCGGGCCCAUAGAUUGGACAGACAGUUAUCGUGGCUAUCCACCGUUUUCAUGUGAAAGUCCGUAUACAUCGGUUUAUGCCUCGCCUCCACUACACUCACCGCAAAUCCCAGGUUUAGGUCCGUUAGACCGUUUACCUCCUCAGUAUGCCAGUAAUUAUCAUAGACAAGCGUAUCUCACCACUCGAGCCCGUAGCCCUCCACCAACGCGAACUGACGAUCGAGCCCAGGAAACUCGUGAUGAUUCCGCUGGACGACAUAUUUCGGACACAACAAACGCUACAGAAUCACACUCUAAACCCUCAUGCGACACAAAAUCUCUACCCAUAAGGAGAAGCACAGCUCCACUGCCUGUGCCUGAGGACUUGAAUAAUUUUCCGACGCCUCCUAUCGGUCGUCGCAUGUUGCCCGCCUCUCCACACAGAAUCUCAGUUUCCAAUAGUGUUCCAGGCCGUCAAACCUUACCGGUCGAUGUGAAUGCUGAUCAGGUGCAGAAUAAAAGAGAUGAACGUGAGUGGCACACUGCUUUUCACGUCCCAGAGCCUCGAGGACAUUCGGUUGUCAAUGGGACUGUGAUGACUUCCAUUUCGUCAGAUCCGGAAUUAGGGCAAAUUCAUGAAAAGUUGUUCACCCUAUCGGCUAGCUCACCAGACUCCACAGAAAUCUCAGUACGUAUGGCUUCUGAACAGACUCCUAAAUCUGAAUGCAUUGAUUUUAUACACUGGGACAAAGAUAUGGUAUCCGCUUGGUUGUACGAACUCGGUCUGGGCUAUUCGGUCCCGUAUACACGUCGAUGGCUUCAGCAUGGCUCGGAUCUGGUCCACGCGUCGCGUAAAGAAAUCGAACAGGUAUGCAACUCGAGCAUCCCAGUGACUCGUUUGCCGACUAUUGUUUGUAUCCCGGUUAGAUUGUGUAUGUGUUUCAACCUUCUUGUUUACAUAUCGAGUGCCAUUCCUGAUCGUAUCGUGGCAAAAGGUGACACAUCAUGA